Messenger RNA from Brachypodium distachyon (stiff brome), 2719 nucleotides. Its product is annotated as prostaglandin reductase-3. The transcript has 18 exons. Bases 214 to 2118 code for a protein of 634 amino acids. Gene Ontology annotation, molecular function: oxidoreductase activity; zinc ion binding. Lineage: Eukaryota; Viridiplantae; Streptophyta; Magnoliopsida; Poales; Poaceae. Gene Ontology annotation, cellular component: mitochondrion. The record is from RefSeq and is a predicted model, not a curated record.
AUCCUAAAGAAAUCAAACGGAGGACAAGACGACCUUGUCCCCAAGCUGCCAAGCACACCUCGCAUCUCGGUAGCUCCGCAGUGCCGGCCGUGCUGUCCAAACUCCGUACCCACCACUUCACCCCGUCUCAACUCUCAUCUGACUCCGCCUCGCCUUCUCCGGUCGCGACUCCUCGCCUGAAGCUGAUCGGUCUCCCCGUCCCCCACCGGCGAGAUGGAGCUGAAGCCCGGCAUGUCGGCCUUCGUCACCGGCGGCGCCUCCGGCAUCGGGAAGGCGCUUUGCCUCGCUUUUGCACAAAAGGGUCUAUUUGUGACUGUGGUAGAUUUCUCUGAAGAGAGUGGAAAGGAAGUUGCUUCACUAGUUCAACAGGAGAACAAGAAGUUCCAUGGAGACCUGGGAGUGUCGUCUGCCAUAUUCAUUAAGUGUGAUGUUUCUAAUACAGAUGAUCUUGCUGCUGCUUUUGGGAAACAUGUAGAUACAUAUGGUGGACUGGAUAUCUGCAUUAAUUGUGCUGGAAUCGCGAACAAUACAUUAGUUUAUGAUGAUAGAUCUGAUGGACUUAGGACAUGGAGGCAUGCCAUAAAUGUGAACCUUGUUGCUGUUAUUGAUGGUACUCGCAUAGCAAGUCAAAUCAUGCGAUCCCUGAAGAAGCCUGGUGUCAUAAUCAAUAUUGGUUCAGCAGCGGGCCUUUAUCCUAUGUACGCCGAUCCAAUAUAUUCUGGGACAAAAGGUGGUGUUGUUAUGUUUACACGAUCACUUGCUCCAUUGAAACGCCAUGGUGUUCGUGUGAAUGUGCUGUGCCCUGAGUUUGUUCAAACUAAUAUGGCUGAGCAAAUAAAUCGCAAAAUAGUAGAUGCAACUGGCGGAUUCAUGAAGAUGGAGGAAAUUAUUAAUGGUGCAUUUGAACUUAUAAAAGAUGAGAGCAAGGCUGGUGCUUGCCUUUGGAUAACUAAACGAAGAGGUAUGGAAUACUGGCCAACAUCGGAGGAACAAAGAAAAUAUCUGUUGAAUUAUACGAAGUCAAAAAGAACAAUAACAAAGAAUGCAUUUCCUGGCAUCCAAAUACCUGAGUUCUUUGAGAAGAUAGUUGUUCACACGCUCAGCCAUAAUUUCCGCAAUGCUACAAGACUUGAUCGUGUGCGAUUGAGAUUGCCCAUUGAACCACAAAAUGUGCUAGUUAAAAUAAUAUAUGCUGGCGUAAAUGCUAGUGAUGUAAACUACAGCUCUGGGCGUUAUUUCAGUGGUAGUGCUAAAGAAACUGCUGCACGCCUUCCAUUUGAUGCUGGUUUUGAGGCUGUGGGAAUUGUCGCUUCUGUUGGAGAUGCAGUCAGCCAUAUCAAAGUCGGUAGUCCUGUGGCUCUUAUGACUUUUGGGAGCUAUGCUGAAUUUACGCUGGUUCCAGCCAAACAUCUUCUUCCUGUGCCAAGACCAGACCCUGAGGUCGUUGCUAUGCUAACAUCAGGAUUGACUGCAUCAAUUUCUCUUGAAAAGGCAGGUCAAAUGACAUCUGGACAAGUUGUUUUAGUUACAGCAGCUGCUGGUGGAACAGGGCAAUUUGCUGUUCAGCUCGCAAAACUAGCUGGCAACAAGGUUGUUGCCACAUGUGGUGGCGAAAGUAAAGCUGCACUUCUGGCUUCCUUAGGAGUUGAUCGAGUUAUUAACUACCAGCAUGAAAAGAUCAAAGAUGUUCUGAAAAAAGAGUUUCCAAGAGGUGUAGAUAUCAUAUAUGAAUCUGUAGGUGGAGAAAUGUUUGAUUUGUGCUUAAAUGCACUCGCAGUCCAUGGACGUCUCGUUGUAAUUGGUAUGAUCUCUCAGUAUCAAGGAGAGGAGGGAUGGAAGCCUAAGAAUUACACUGGACUGUGUGAGAAGAUUCUUGCUAAAAGUCAAACUGUGGCUGGAUUUUUCCUGGUUCAGCAUGCUCAUAUGUGGCAAGAUCAUCUUGACAAACUAUUUGAGUUGUAUGCCUCUGGAAAGCUAAAGGUUUCUCUUGACCCUAAGAAAUUCUUGGGUGUUGCUUCCGCGGUGGAUGCUGUAGAGUAUCUUCAUUCUGGCAAGAGUGUUGGCAAGGUCGUUGUCUGCAUUGAUCCAUCAUACAGCCAGACCCUUGCUAAGCUGUAGUCUGUUGUGUGCAGACAUGAGAUGCGUCAUGUUUCAUCAUCGCGAAGUAUGACGCAGCAAAUGCGUACAUUAGAGGAGCACAGUGCGUGCACAUAGAGCGUAGUUGCGUGAAGUCAAGUGUGCAGCUCGGUUGUCUGAUUAGUUUGUAUUGCAGACAGUAUAGAAAUCGAAUAAGUUUAUACGUGAGGGCAGACAGUAUAUGGAAAUCAAAUAAGUUUAUACGUGAGGGCAGACAGUAUAUGGAAAUCAAAUAAGUUUAUAUAAUCACAGAUACUAGAAUUAUGUUGGAGUAAAUUGCUCGGUCCAGUGGUUACGCUGUCCUUCAUGUUCACUGUAAAACAUAUCUUGAAUAGCUAGAAAUGUUUAUAGGUGGUUUGUUUGGCAUAACCUUGGGGCCGAAUGGUUGAUGCGCUCGUGUACUCUGGGGUCAUUCACGUGAUCAUAGAUUUAAAAAAACAGUGUGUAAUUUCUUUACUCUACAAAAGGCUCAAUUAGUGACGGCAGUCUGUAAUGAUCACGUAACUUGACUCAAAUUACUAAGAUGGGGAUGAAUAUUGAUGAUAUGAUCUACUAGAUAAUAAUACAAAAUUCUCUUUGUAUA